Sus scrofa (pig) is the source of this 10063-nucleotide messenger RNA. It is a transcript of the gene SRRM4, whose product is annotated as serine/arginine repetitive matrix 4. The record is from RefSeq and is a predicted model, not a curated record. Gene Ontology annotation, biological process: regulation of RNA splicing; neuron maturation; mRNA processing. NCBI's taxonomy places the organism in Eukaryota, Metazoa, Chordata, Mammalia, Artiodactyla, Suidae. Gene Ontology annotation, molecular function: mRNA binding. Gene Ontology annotation, cellular component: nucleus.
AUAAGACAACAAGAAAAGAAAAAGAAGUCUCAACCCUGUGUGCUUCUCAGUACGUGGUUCCUUUGGUAUCUGGCAGUUUUUACACUGCCCACCCUGGGGUGCCUGGUAUCUUGAGACCCCUCAUUCCCCAAGUGAAAACAGAAACUGCUUUGUACAGACUCCUUUGCUCCCUGUAGAAUCACCUUAGGCAAAUCACUUGACCAUCCUACACCUCAACUUCCUCACCUUUAAAGUGCAGUUAAGAACAGCUUCCCCUCCCACCUUCCCUGGCUGCUAUUCAGGUUCAAAAGAGGCAAAUCUGUGCAAAUGGGAACGUUAUCAACAGUCGAAGAACUUAGAGCUGGAACAGGCUGGGAAAGGUUGAUAGAUCUUGUGGGGGUAGGAUCCUAGCUACCUCUUCCCUGCAAGUGACUCAGUUUAGACCCCAAAUGUCAUGACUAAGGAUGGUUUUAAAUAUCCCAGGCUACUUAAAGAGCCAGUUCUCAAAGGCAUUUAAAGUGACACUAAUUUCGAUAUAGGAAAUAGCACCUAAGAGUGAUCGGAGACGGGAGAGUUUGGGGCCGGAGGGAGAGAUGGUGGUGCUUUUGAGCCUAGUCUCCACUUUCUCCUCCAUCUCCAAACUCCCCAGCCCUACCUCCAACUCCCGACUGGGACAACCCACUUGAAGAAGCCAGCAAAUGCAUCUCUUGUUUUUUACCAGAAGGGGUCACUGCAGAGCGAGCAGCGCACUCAGGCACUCAAACAAGCAGGCACGCAAAUAUCCAAAUGCACGCAUAUCCACAGGAAGAUACAUUUCUGGGCUAAUACCUGGAUACUCCAGAGUUCGCUCUGCCUGCCUCCUCCCCUGUUUCUCCUAUUCCCCUCCUGUUCCCUUUCAAAGAAUGUCUGAAGUUCACAUUGGUGCCCUAGUCCCCUGGAUCCCCAUCGUCCUCAUCAUCAGCAAGAAACAAGAGUUUAUUUCCGCUGGGGCUGAAAACCAGAGCCCUCAUAGGCCUUUAAGACUUGGCAAAGCCUCCUUCCAAGAAUGUGCAGUCUAGGGAGUGGGGGUAGCAACUCUGCUGAGAGUAAAGGACUCCAAGGGAAAGAUGGGCAGAGGGGUCCAGCAUUUCUUUUUCUUAAUGAAAACCCUGGGGCUGAAGGAAAGAAAGUCUCUGCAUCUAGGUUUUAUUAUGAUUCUGAACUUCCACCCUCUGGGAUUAGGGUCGGACUGCUAGAGGGUAGAAGAGGAGAGAAACUGAAAAGUAACCAUCCCCCUAUAAUCCUCAUAUUUCCCCCCUCAAACCCCUACCCCUAAGAGCUUUCUCUUUCACAACUGACUCCUCUCCCAAGAGAAGCUGUAUUAAGAAAAAGUGGCUGCAGCUGAGUUCCCUAGGAGUGGACGGCAUGGGGUGGGGGCGGGGGCACACUUUCCUUUGGAUGGGUUGACAGCGGGACGUUGGGCGGGCUGGCUGUGAGGCACAAAAGAGAUGUCCCUUAGAGCCGCGUGCACAGAUGCAAGGCUGCACCCCUCUGCGGGCGGGGCCGGCUCGGCAGAUGGCGAGAGGCCGAAUUGCUGACGGAUUGUCCAUCAAAUGGCACUUUUGGGUGGUGGGGAUCUCUCAGCACUCUGGCGCAAAGAGAAAUUCAGGAAACAAGCCCCCCCCCCCAUUUUACUGCUGUAUAGACAGUCCCUCCCAGAAGUGUGUGGCGGGGGGGCAGGUUGGCUUGGGCGGACAGAUUAAGUUUUUUUCUCUCUCCGUCUAUAGAAGAUCUAGGAGAUUUACGAACGGGGUGGGAAGGGAGAAGGCCGGGCCCAGAGGGCGCACAAGAAAGGGUAGGGGGAAGGCUCGCGGUGGUAGGGGAGGAGAGGGGGCUGGGAAGCAGGAUCUCACGGCUGGUUCAGUUCAGGGUUCCGGAUUGCUUUUCUCGGGGGUCAACGCUGCAACUCUGUAGCCGCGGGGCCCGGGUGACAGGCGCACGCCCCGCCCUUUCUCCUCCCAAGACCUGCGGGCUUUUGUUAUGCAGAUGGCGGCAGGAGGCAGAGUCGGAGGAGGAGGGAGUUGGUGAGGAGGAGGAGAGGCGGAGAGGCGGAGAGGAAAGUGCAGCUCGCGCGACCAGCCUCCUCUUCCAACGUCACAUUGUGAGAGAGACAAAACCCGGGCGCGCCGGAGCUCACACGCGCACGCACACACAGACGACCCCGUCGCCUCUUCUCUCCAGCGCUGCCGAGAAAGCCAGCCCUCCCUUCCCUUCCUGGGGUGCGGAGGCUCAGUAAGCUCAGAGUGCAGCCCAGAGCCAACCCAGAAGGCGAAGAGAACCGACGGACAAGCCUUCUUUCUCCCCCGCCUGCCCGAGCUGAGGCGCCCCCUCCCCCGCCCUGAACCCCGAUCUCUCUCACCCCACCCCUUUCGGUUUCACGCGGACAGAGACCGGAGCCCGGUGUGCCCCCGUUUGGAAUCCACGAUUCAGCACUUCGGACAGCGCCCCGGAGCCCCGGGCCCUUGGGGUUGGCUAUGGCGAGCGUUCAGCAAGGAGAGAAACAGCUUUUUGAGAAGUUCUGGCGAGGAACCUUUAAAGCCGUGGCCACCCCGCGUCCUGAGAGCAUCAUUGUUGCCAGUAUCACCGCCCGCAAGCCGCUGCCAAGGACAGAACCCCAGAGCAGCCCCAUGGCCCCAGCUCAGGAUGGACCCUCAGAAAAGCUGAGCCAGCAUUUGGCCACUGGAGUCUUGGGCACCAACAGCUGGGAGAGAGAGAAAGCCUGCCGGGAGCCCAGUCCCGCCAGAGCCCGCAGUGCUUCCCGCAGCAAAGACUUCACACCACCACCUUCCUCCCGGGGGAAGAAGAAAAAGAAGAAAGCUACCCGGAAGAAGAGAAGGAGGUCCCCAUCCUAUAGCCCAUCGCCCGUCAAGAAAAAGAAGAAGAAAAGUUCCAAGAAACAUAAGCGUCAUAGGUCAUUCUCCAAGAAGAGAAGGCACAGCUCCUCCAGCCCCAAAAGCAAAAGAAGGGAAGAGAAGAGGCACAAAAAACAAUCAAGAAGCCGGCCCCGAAAGUCUCACCGCCACCGCCACCACCACUGCCCCUCGAGGUCCCAGAGCUCUGAAUCCCGUUCCUCAAGCUGUGACAGCAGGCACCGCAGCCGGUCCCCCGAGGAAAGGCGGAAGUCCCACCGAAGGCACUCUCGUCGCUGCUCCAAGACCCUCUACAAGGCUAGCCCCGAGGCCCGGUCCAGCCCCCCGCCCAGCCAGCCCCUCCAGAUGCUCAGCUUCCUGUCGGCCAGGGGUGUAAUCACUGGGUCGGGGUCCGCUGCUGACCUCUUUACCAAAACAGCCAGCCCGCUCACCACCUCCAGAGGACGCUCCCAGGAGUAUGACUCAGGCAAUGACACCUCCUCACCACCCUCCACGCAGAUCAGCUCAGCCAGGUCACGGGGUCUGGAGAAGGGGAGCCCCACUGGGGGCCUGAGCAAGAGCCGGGACCCACACAGCGGCCACACCUCUGAUUCAGGGAACUCCUUCACCACCUCCUCACCCCAGAACAAAGGGGCCACUUCGGAGAAUCUCUCCCCGACCAGCAGGGGCAGAGAGUCAAGAGGAUUCCAGUCGCCAUGCCCGGAAUGCACCGAGGUGAAGAAAUCCGCUUUGGUCCCAUCCAUGGCCCGGAGCUCCCCCAUGAGAGAGUGUUCCCGCAGUUCCUCCUAUGCCAGCACCCAUUCCUCCAGCCACUCCUCCCGAUCCCCAAACCCCAGGGCCUCCCCCAGGUACACCAGGAGCCGAUCCACCUCCUCUGGGAAAAGGUCCUACUCUCGCUCUCCCAGCUAUUCCUCCAAAUCUGGCAAGAGGAGCCCGCCUAGCAGAAGCUCGAGAUCCCGAAGAAGCCCAAGUUACUCCCGCUACAGUCCCAGCAGGGAGCGGGACCCCAAGUACAGUGAGAAGGACUCGCAGCAGCGGGAGCGCGAGCGUGCGCGUCGGAGACGGCGGUCCUACUCGCCCAUGCGGAAGCGCAGGAGAGACUCCCCGAGCCACCUGGAGGCUCGGAGGAUAACCAGUGCCCGGAAACGCCCCAUCCCCUACUACCGGCCCAGCCCCUCUUCCUCCAGCGGCCUCAGCAGCACCUCCUCCUGGUACAGUAGCAGCAGCAGCCGUUCAGUCAGCAGGAGCUACUCCCGGAGCCGAAGCCGGAGCCGCAGCCGAAGCCGGAGCCACAGCCGAAGCCGGAGCCGGAGCAGGACCCGCACUAGCAGCAGCUGCAGCUCCCGCAGCCCCAGCCUGGGCUCCCGGAGCCGAAGCCGGAGCCGGAGUCGGAGUGGGAGCUACAGCUCAGCAGACAGCUACUCCAGCACCAGGCGCUAAGCAAGGGCCCUCCCUUGAGCCAACUGCCUGCAGGGGGUGCCCCUUUCACUCUGCCAGCCUCCCCAACUCCCUGCCUGCCCUGCCUUCUCCUUGGUGAUAGACAUUGAGGGCUCCUGGGCCCUGUCCUUCCUGCUCUCCUGGGGAGGAGGAAUCGAGGGUAUGGGGGCUUCAACCUGUAUGUCGGGCUGCUAGGAGCCUCCACCACACCACCCCAUGGGCUCCACUCAGGCCUGAGCAAAUGGUGAGAACCACCUUCUGUGGGCACAGAAAAACCUCAAAGGUUUGCAAGAAGCCGUGGGUCCAUGACUCAAAAGUUUGGUUCUGGCCGGGAAAGCAUACAGAGAGUUCUGCUCCCCACUGCUCGCAGGAUGCAUCCUGAGGGCCAGCUGUAAUUCAUCACACCUGCCCUCCUUCUCCCCACAUUCAAUCUCAUGGCUGCACGGGUAUGGACCCCGCUGGGCAUGGGGGGUGGGUAUUAGGAGAGACCCAGGGCCGUUCAGGCCAGAGCAAAAGCUAGAAGGCUCUUGGGUCCUGGAAGGGGAUGGUCUGAGUAGGGGCCACGAACAUUUCUUUCACUUGGUAGUAGGUGUUAGAGAUAGGACACGGGCUCUCUGGUCAUGAGGGUAGAAGCCAAAAGGGGGUGGGGGUGGGGUCAGUCUGCUGCUCCCAGUAUCGCAGCCUGGUCUGGAAGAGGAGCCCAGUGGUUUCUGUCCAUGGAGAGGCCACCCCGUGAUUUACACAAAAUGCCUCUUGGCUGUUCACAGGGACCCCGUGACCUCUGAGAAAGGACGUAGUGGCCCGUCAGGACAGCUUGGUCUGCAGCCCCCACUUCCCAAAUUUGCCUGGGCCCCACAAGCUGGCAACAGCCUAAUUCCACGGGACCAUCUGCUGAACAUUCCCCAGCGCCAUGGCCGGCUGCCAGUUGCCAGCGCCAGCCAGUCUGGCCUUACCCUUUGGUUGGCGCCUGCCCGCCCCCUCCCCACUGCCCAGACUGCCACACCCUGGAUCCUACCCAGUGCAGCCAAGCACCCACCCACCCUCAGCCUAAGUCACCCCCUUUGCCUCUCAGGAAUUUUGCCAGGAUGGGGCACAGUGGCUCAGGUUGCGGGGAAAAGGUCCAAAUCUCGGGAGUCUGGGGUGGGGGCGGGAAAGGGCUUGGAUGCUCCGUGGCUCCCGCUGGUUUCUGGAGUUUCUCAGGGGCUUGGGAAAGCCCCACCUUCAUUUCUGUCCUCCCCCCCAACCUUCUCCCGGCCCCGGGCUGGGCAGCAAGGGUAAGUCAAUCUCCAGCAGGCAAAUACCACCAGCUGCUUCAGCCACGGAAGGCACUGAGAACAGGAGCCCGAGGGAGAAGGUCCUUAAAAUAACCUCUUGGGCAUCCCCCUCACCAGCUGACUGGCUUUCCGGAGCCUUGCGGGUGAGUUUCAAGUUUGUGGUGGCAACAGACAGCCGCUGGCCAGGGCUUGGAGGGAGAGGGCAGGAAGGGACAGUUCCCAGCUUUGGAGGGCGGGGCUUUGGGAAGCAGAGAACCAAAUAGUCUUCAUCCCUUAACACCCAGUGUGUGUGUGUGGGGGGGAACAUUUAAAAAAACUCCUUUUUCUUGGAAGCAGUGCCAUUCCCCCCCACCCACCCGUCUUCCCCAUCACAUCAACCCACAGGGCCAGAAACUGCCCUGCAACCACUGGGAAAGUCCUUCUUCCCCAGGCAGAGUGGAGCCAGGCACCGAGGCACAGAGGAGGACCUGGCCUUUCCAUGAUGCCCUCUGGCCCAGACCUGGGCUCCACCCGCCAAGACUCAUGGAUGCCAGUGCUGUCGCCACAGAAGGCCUGGUGGCAGGUGCCUGGGACAGGGGCAGGUGCCCUGGUAGGGCAUGUACAGCAACUGUAAAUAACCCUCUUCCCCGCCCAGGAGCCCAGCCUGGACUCCAGUCUCCCUUUGUGGGGACAAAGGCUUUCCGGAGCCACGGAACCUCCUUAGCAGGACAGCAGUGACAGAUCCAAGAGCCCCCCCCUCCCAUCCAGACUGCCUUCAUCCAAGCAACUCUGAGGGACCCUUUGCCUGGGGCUCCUAUCGAACCUCUUAUUUAUUUUAUUUAUUUAUGUUUAUUUAUUUAUUUAUGUAAUGCACGCUCUCUUUCUCAGUUGCCAUCAGCAGUAUUCAAGUAUUUAUUUAUAUGAAGAGGGUGUGUGUGUGUGUGUGUGUGUGUGAGUGUGGGUGGGUAUGUGUGGGUGGGUGGGUGGAGGAGGGGGACUGCUAACAUUUUUGUGCAUCUCUUUUUCUCCCUCAUGUCUUUGUGGAUGGGAUUUGAGAGGCUGGAUGUGGGUGGAGAUGUGGGCCUUUUCUCCCAAAGGGGUGACCCACAGAGCUUUAAGCUCAGAAGCACCUCAGGCCACAGGUUCAUGACUAAGUCCAUGUCUGGUGAAUUUCAGGGCCACUCCCCAGCCCCCUGCCCACCUGCUACCUAACUGAGGUGUCAGAAAGAUGAAAACAAGAGGCUUAUGAGCUAAGGUGCUGAACUGACACAGUGGCAUCAGGUUGGAGUCUGAAGUCAGCAUGUAAGGCAAAAGCUGCAGUCUAAAAUACCUGCAAAAGUCCUUUACUGACGCACCCGAUGUGAGACAGAUGUGCACACCUUAACCUCAGCCUUAAUCUAGGGCAUAUAUUAGUGGCUGAAAUCAUUUGCUUUUCUGAGCAUACCUAGUUGGUUUCAUAUAAGUUACACUUGCUUCUGAUUUCCCCCUUAGUUAAUUUCUCCCCACAGCAUGCUCUGUGGACGCACCUGCUUUGACAAGAUUAUCAGCCAUUCUGGGAGAGACACCCAAACCCAAAGCCAGAGCCUUUCUCUGUGACCUCAGGAGAGAGCACACAGCUAUUUCUGAUAUUAGAAAACAAAACAAACAAGAUGAAGGGAGCAGCCAGAUUUUCCCUCCAAGAAGGUCAUUUCAGAACCUGUCGUGGGAACCAGGAUCCAGAGGUCUUUACCAGCCCUACCUCUCUGACCAACUAGCAGUAUCUUCUGGCCAGAGAGGACUCCCACCCUUUCCAGAGUCCUAUCCACUGCUUUGAAGUGGCCAGCUGGCCCAGUGCAGCUUUGGGUUUGGUGUGACUUUUGCAACAUCCCUGGUUGUUUCCCUGGCAAUGUGACUUUAUUCUGUCCUAACCCGAGCAAGCCAAGCAAGGGAGUCCUCCUAACUCGGGGAAAGUUUGCAAGAGCUUGAAUGCCUCCCAGGGCAUCUCUGUGUCUGUCUCUCCCCCUGACACUUGGUGUGUCUCUCGGAUUUCCUUUAUAUUUCCUUUUGGUCCGUUCUUGUUGGGGCCCUGGUAACCUUGUUUCACCCGAACCCCUGGUCCCUGACACUGCUGUUUCUCUGCCCUGCUUCACUCUCAUUACCCUUCUGCUUCCAGAGAAUGAGACCCAUCACCUGGGGAGGACGUAUUUUAAACACCAGUAUGGAAAGUGGGAGGGAGCUAUGGCUUGAGGCCAAGUAACAUGCGGCCCUUUGACCUUCUGGCUGUGCAUUAUUCCCUGGGUGAGUGAGGCAAACUGCUUCCUUUCUCUGAGCCAAAGUUUCCACCUUUGGGAAGUGGAGGAGUUUUCCACAUAUGACGCAAAACAUUGACCUGAGGCCUGGGCACUUCAUCAAAGACGGAGAGUAAGUUCACUGAGACUUAGAGAAGAAAAGGGAAAAGGUCCUCAAACAGUUUUAGGAGAUGCUCAGUCAUGAGACUAAAACCUAAAAGCAAUAUGUGACUUCCCUUCAGUUGAUUCAGAAAAGCUAGUUUAAAUCCCCCACCCAGCAACAUUCUAGUUCUCCCAGGUUGGAUAGCGUGCCUGUCCCUCUUUUAAAGUCAGUCUUUCAGAAGCAAAAUUCAGAAGGUCUCAGUCUCAGCCCCCAUCGCCCCAUUUACUUACUUCCCCAAAAGGCUUUGCUUGAAGAGGUCAAAAUUUUGGGUGCUCCCGAAGUACAUUUGGGAAAGUACAUUUUUUUUUUCCUUAAGUCCCACUUCCAUCUUUUCUUCUGCUGUAUUCCUUGCCACAGUUAUUCCAAAUAGUUUCACGUGCCUGUGUCUUGCUUUGCUUUCUUCUCCAGCUGAAUGGAAAAUGUUGUCUGAUUUAAAAAAAAAAAAUAGCAGGAUUCCUCAAACCACGGCCCCUCCUCCAUUGGCCAACGGUGUCAAGGAUGCAGAACUUAUGGUAGAUAGUGUCAUCCAGCCACGCUUUGUCACAACCUCUUCCUUUUCACUUCCCACCUAUGAGCCUGUGAUACUGUUGUUUUGUGUUUGGGUUUUUAAGGGUUUUUGUUUUGUUGGUGGUAGUUGUUUUGCACUGUAAAUACCAAUGAUGGGGACCUCCUCAUCAGAAUGUGGCUUAUUUAAUAAUUUAUUUCCUGUUUAUUGAGUGGUAUUGGGAGAGGUGAGAGACCAGCUCUUCUUCUCUGGAAUUGCUCUUGGAAAUCAGGUCGGUCUCAGCUCCCAGUGCAAUUGUCUGCGGUGGGGGCUUUUCGCCCAGGUAAUGAGUGCUAGAAUCACCACGCAAAUGGGAAUUGGCAGAAACGGAGGCUUCAGUCAUACAAAUUAAGCUCAAAUGGAACUAAAACACCAGUUAUCUCCAGGAAAACCUCAUUUAGAUGGAAAUUAAUUGAGGAAUAGAAUGCCUGUGCACAAACUAACUUCUAUUAAAAAGUCACAACUCCUUGAAAGAGAAAGAGAAAGAACAAAAAUUGUAAUCCCUUUUCUCUGGCCAAAACGCUAUGCCUCAUCCUCUAACGAGCUGAGCCAAAGAGACUAGAACAGUAUCGCUUUGUGGUUCUCCUGCCUGUGUGUGUCUGUCUGGGCGAAAUGGAGUGGAUCUCAGGCCUCAGUCUUAUCAUUUGAAAAUGGGACAUGGCCUAAGUGUUCUCAGGAGGGUGGAGGGCAGGGGGUUCUGACUAUGACAUGUGAGCUCCCAACUGUCAGACGCAGGAUCCCUCAUGUCUUCUGCUGUGUGUAGGUUGGAGGGUCACUCCCAAGGAAGAAAAAAUAGAAACAAGGCAUGGAUUUCAUUUGCAGGACGAGGUGGGAGUAGGGGAGUGGCCUGGGUUAAAGUCCUCUAUAUGAGCUGGAAUUUCUCCCCAAACCCAGCCAUCCAUUGUCAUCAGAGGAGAGACCAGGAUGGCUUGGCUGUGCUCUGGAUUUCACUACCACACAUCGUGUCAGGCCAUGUUUUGUACAGUUGUUCAAACAAACCAGUGACACUGGUCAUAUUGCCCUUUUUCAGAUGAGAAAACUGAGGCCCGGGAAGGGGCAUCUGACAUGCCCAGGCCCCCUUGAGUUCCAAUCUGCCUGAUUCCAUGCCCCGCACUCUUCUCGGUAGCUCUUUCUUAUGGGGCCUUUGUGCUGCGUCAUUUCUCUCCCAAUGCCCAGCCGUUUCCUCCAGCAGUCAAUGGCCAAGGACCCAGGACAAUCGACCACAUCAGCCCUGGGGGCCAGAACAAGCUCCAACCCGGGGGACCCACCACCAGCCCAGCUCAGCCUGAGCAGCCGGCCUCUGCCUGCAUCAGAGGGGGAGCAGCUCCUGUGUCCUCCAGCAUCCUGGGAACCUGUCCUCUCUACCCAGUGACACAGCGGCCAUGGCUUGUUUGAUAUCUGGUGUCCCCAGCUAAGCAUAACUUUCCCAGGGUUUCCAAUUUUUUUCAGCCUGUACGAAACAUGUCUCUGUUCUAAUAAAAGGUUCCACGGUAUGGUGUUCUCAUCCACCA